Molecule: messenger RNA, 1350 nt
Organism: Echinostoma caproni
Lineage: Eukaryota; Metazoa; Platyhelminthes; Trematoda; Plagiorchiida; Echinostomatidae
Source: the annotation of a GenBank genome assembly
AUGGUGGUCUUGGGUGCCGGUGAUUUCGAGGUGCGCCGUUUUAUCGGCCGAGGUUGCUAUUCUAUUGUGUAUGAAGUCGCCAAAACAACAGGACCGGAUUCCGGCUCUCGUUAUGCACUUAAACGGUUUUUCCUGGAGAACGAUUCAGCUGUAAAAUGUGUACUGCGAGAACGCCACAUACUGGAGCGGUUGGCAGUGGCUGAUUAUCAAAGUCCGUUCCUACCAGUGCUGUUCUACAGCCUGUGGUAUAACUAUUCUUCCGCUUUUGUGCUUCGUGAAGGCGCUGGCUGUGAUCUAUAUGAUUUACUGUGUCACGUUGGAUAUCUAUCAGAAACAAAUGCUCGAUUUUACGUUGCCGAAGUGGUUUGUGGGUUGGAACACUUACAUUCACUCCAAAUUGUUCAUUUGGAUAUCAAACCCGAAAACAUUUUGUUUUAUCCGAAUGGCCACGUAUUUGUUUCCGACCUGGACCGUUCGUAUGAUCUGACGCGCGAAGGCAAGCCAACGUUGGAUGAUUUUACCGGUACUCCCCUGUUUAUGGCACCAGAAAUUGCCAAAGGAGAGGCGAUCGAUGUUCGCGCGGACACAUGGAGUUUAGCUGCACUUGUGGCUGAAAUGGUUUCGGGUCCGAUACGUCCGGAUGCAGAAACAACCACACAGGAUUUUCAGCGGGCCCGGAACGGGACAUACAGCAUUCGUGGACUGAAGUCAUUGUCAAAACCUCUACAAUCCUUUUUUUCUGCCUGCUUCCAGAAAAAUUACAAUCAGAGACCGUAUUUGUGCGAUGUAAAGAAACUUCGAUUUUUAAAGCCGGUUGAUUGGAUCAAAGUUCUCAAUCGACAAACGAAACCACCUUACCAGGCUUCGGAGAUCCGCCAUCGUCCUGCAAAGGAGGACAGUGGCCCACUAAAAUCCACUGAUCAGCGUGUCCUUUCAGGUGCUUUCAGUCCUCAUCGACCUGUUGAAUUCGCCUCGAGUCGCAAAAAAGCAAACAAAGCAUCCAAGACUCCAUCUCCGGAACCUGUUUCUGAUCCCCGUUUGUCUGCAGUCAUCACACCGAAUCUGCGUGAGCACGGAUACACCCUGGAGUCUUUGGACGAAAAGUUCCAAUCUUUCAAUUUCGCCCACCCAUGUUUGAGAACUGGUGAUGUGGAGAACCACGAAUUAGAGGUCAAAGUGCAGAAUGGCCUCUCUCGUAUGGGCCUGUCCGAAUCAAAUCAUCAGCCUAAUAAACCGGUCGAGAUAGAAACCCUAUUUACUGGUGACAUGAAAGUCGUUGAACCCGAAACGACCAAUUCUCCGGGCUUGUUCCGCCGAGCUCGUCGUCGUGGUCUAUCUAUUGGAGAUUGA